AUGGGUGGCCACGGGAGGCACUGCAAAGUCUUAACCCAUCGCCACGUUGGCAAGAUACAUGCCAGGCCCACUGUAACACAGGGACGCGGUGGCCGAGUGGUUAAGCAUGGGAAACUCAAGACUAUCAUGACGGCAAUCUUAGUUCGAGGGGUGAUGAUGAGUUUCCUCGGUGAUGGGAUGCCUUUAGCCUCAGUCCGGGGUAAGGAAAUAUUUGGCACGGGAAUCAGCAUCAAAGAAGAGUUCAGUGAAUAUGUCACCGAAGAUUCAUGCCUGGAAAUUAAAGAGGAGCCACUUGAUUAUGGAGAUGAAGCAAGAAAUGAAGUAUGUAACGUGAAUGUGAUACAUGAAAGUCAUUUCUUUCAUAAUCUUCAUGAUGUAAGUCAUGAUGCACAUGCAAAAGACUCAUGUAACUUAGUUCAGUAUUGUAAUGUCAAGGAAAGACUGAAGGAGGAUACACAACUAAAAGUGGAAUCCACAAAGAAAUGUUUUGCAUGUGAGGUGUGUGGCAAGGAAUUGUCUCAAAAGAGACAUGUCAGCAUUCACAUGAGAGUCCACACAAGGGAAAAGCCAUACAACUGUGAGACUUGCUAUAAGACAUUCCCAUCGAAAGGUGAUCUAGAAAAGCAUGGUGACAUACAUAUAAAGGAGAAGCCAUACAACUGUGAGAUUUGCAGCAAGACUUUCUCAUAUAAAUCUAGUUUUUUGAAGCAUAUGAUAAUGCAUACAGAGGAGAAACCAUACAGCUGUGAACUUUGCAACAAGGCUUUCUCUCGGAAACAUAAUCUGGUGAAGCACACGAGAGUGCAUACAAAGAAGAAAUCGUAUAGCUGUGAGACUUGCAAUAGGGCCUUUUCCGAUAGAGGUCAUCUCAUAACGCACAUCAGAGUACAUACAAAAGAGAAGCCAUACAAAUGUGAGAUUUGCGAAAAUGCCUUCUGA
Messenger RNA from Penaeus monodon (black tiger shrimp), 939 nucleotides. Its product is annotated as zinc finger protein 32-like. Lineage: Eukaryota; Metazoa; Arthropoda; Malacostraca; Decapoda; Penaeidae. The record is from RefSeq and is a predicted model, not a curated record. Gene Ontology annotation, biological process: regulation of DNA-templated transcription. Gene Ontology annotation, molecular function: DNA-binding transcription factor activity, RNA polymerase II-specific; RNA polymerase II cis-regulatory region sequence-specific DNA binding. The transcript has 3 exons. Bases 1 to 939 code for a protein of 312 amino acids.